CCGGGCAGUGUCGGAAGGCCUCGGGAAGUAGGCCGGCCGACCCCGUUGGAUUGCAGCAAAUUUAAUGUUUCUUAAUUUGCUUUAUUGCAUGGGGUUACCCCCUGUAGACGAGAACAGCAUUUGCAGAAUAAUACUGUAUCCCCGAAUUUCUCUGCCCGCUUAUUCAUUGUGCACCCCCCCCCCUCCGCCCGCCCCGCUUGCUUCGCGUCAGCUCCGCUUGCCUUUUGCCGCAAAGGCUGAUGAGACCCCGCAUAAGGCUGCGGGCGGAGGAGGGCGCGCAGGAGCCGCGGCCAGUAUUUAAGAACCAUGGAAAAACUGCUGAAAUCCGAACUGAAAACCACCGUGCUGAAGGCAUUUGGGAGCUCGGGAGGAGGGUGGAUAAGUCAAGGGCAGAGCUAUGAAACCGACCAAGGGCGAGUGUUCGUUAAAAUCAACAACAAGCCUCAGGCUAGGACAAUGUUUGAAGGUGAAAUGGCAAGCUUAAUAGCUAUUCAGCAAACCAACACUCUGCGGGUUCCCCAGCCCAUUAAAGUGAUAGAUCUUCCAGGAGGUGGAGCUGCAUUUGCCAUGGAGUACCUAAAAAUGAAGAGUCUUGGCAGUAAGACAGUAUAUUCUGCGAAACUUGGAGAACAAGUUGCAGAUCUUCACCUUUACAACCAAAAACUUGGAGAAAAAAGAAAGAAAGAAGAAAACACAGUUGGGAAAGGUGCAGGCCAGACAAAACCUCAUCAUGUGGAUAAGUUUGGAUUCGACAUUGUCACCUGUUGUGGCUAUAUAGCUCAGGUGAAUGAAUGGCAAAGUGACUGGCCCACUUUCUUCAUUCGUCACCGUCUCCAAGCCCAAAUGGAUUUGAUUGAGAGAGAUUACGGAGACAGAGAAGCAAGGGAAUUGUGGUCUCGGUUAAAGCCAAAGAUUCCAGAGAUGUUUUGUGACCUGGAGAUAAUUCCUGCACUCCUACAUGGGGACCUGUGGGCUAGAAAUGUAGCUGAAGAUGACUCCGGUCCAAUUCUUUUUGACCCUGCUUGUUUCUAUGGUCAUUCAGAAUUUGAACUUGCAAUUUCUAUGAUGUUUGGUGGGUUUAGCAGUUCUUUCUUCUCUGCUUACCACAGCAAAAUCCCCAAAGCUUCAGGCUUUGAAAAGCGCAACAAACUUUACCAGCUAUUUAACUAUAUUAACCACUGGAACCAUUUUGGAACAGGAUACCGGGGGCCUACUCUUAAUGUUAUGCGAAAGCUUUUAAAGUAACCCUCAAACAUGGUCAUCCUGAGUAAGUGAUCUCCUGUUUGAUGUUAGAACAACAUCAGCUGCAAUGUUUUAAAGAGGAUGGGAAGUCACCUGAAAGUUACAAAAGGCAAGAGCUAAGGUGACAUUUGUACACAUUUAAUUCCUCACAAAAUGCUUGCAGUGGUUUUGUAUUUUUUGCAGUCUCUUAAUUGUCAACCAGCAUAUUAAUGGCUACUUUGAUAAGGUAGGAAAACUGCGUGCAGUUUGUUGUUCCAGGGAGCGAACUCUGUAGCAAAACGUACAAGCAGGAUAAAUGAGAGUUCCAGAAGAGUAGAUUUCAAAAACAGUAUUUGCAAAAAUGCAGUGGAGAAGAUCCAUUCUCUGUGCCAGUGGAUGUGAUGUUAUUCUCCUCCCUCUCCUCCCACCUGUAUUCCUUACUCUACUCAGGAGGAUCCCCCAACUUUAUUUUGUGGGGUUACAGGGGCAGAAGGGCGGGGGAGGGGAGAAUGAUGGAGUCAUUCCGUUUGCACAAAUGGAAGACGGUUGGGCAAGUGGGAUGUCACAACUGGAUAUCAACAAGGACUGCAAACCUGAGAGCCCAUGUAAACAUGUACAUCAGCUUCUGUGGAUGUAAUGACUCCCUCGCUCAAACAGAUUAAAAUACAUAACAACAUUAAUAAUAAUAAUUAAUAAGUAGGAGCCAGCAUGGUGUAGUGGUUAAGAGCAGUGGACUUGUAAUCUGGUGAACCGGGUUCGCUUCCAUGUUCCUCCACAUGCAGCUGCUGGGUGACCUUGGGCUACUCACACUUCUCUGAAGUCUCGUAGCCUCAAUCACCUCACAGAGUGUUUGUUGUGGGGGAGGAAGGGAAAGGAGAUUGUUAGCCACUUUGAGACUCCUUAAGGUGAGUGAAAGGCAGGAUAUCAAGUCCAAACUCUUCUCCUUCCCUGCCCAUCUGGCAGGGCCUCCCCAGCCACUCUGGGUGGCUUCCAACAGUUUAUUAAAAAUACAAUGAAACAUCAAACAUUAAAUACUGCCCUAAACAGGGCUGCCUUCGUAUGUCUUCUAAAAGUCAGAUAGUUGUUUAUUUCCUUGACAUCUGGUGGGAGAGUGUUCCACAGGAUGGGCGCCACUACCGAGAAGGCCCUUGGUACAUUCAUGAUUAAAAUAGACAAUAAAACAAAUAAUUAAACAGAAAACAGUUAAAACAAUAAACAGUUAAAACAAUAAUUAAAGGGAAUCCUUGCCUAAACAGGUGUGUUUUCAGGAGCCAGCAGAUCCCAACACUGAUUUAUAGGCAAGCCAAAGCUUCAGUGGUAGGAUUCCUGUAUCCCAGCCAAUAAAGCACUGCAGUCGUGGUCCUAGCAUAAUUUCUUUUUCCUUUUUAAAAACCAAUUUAAUAUGGAUAAGGCUGCAGUUUGAGAACAGUGAUGGGGAACCUACUGUGGCCUUCCAGAGGGUGCUGAACUACAACUUCCAUCAUCCUUGAUCACUAGCUGUGCUGGCUGGGGCUAAUGGGAACUGGAAUCCAAUAUCACCAAACACAGUGGGAGUUACAGCGGUAUAAAAAAAUGGGAUUGCAUUACAACUUCGCGGAUAAACUCAUAAAUGUUAAAAGGAUUGGGUCAAUAAAUUGCAUUCCUUACAUAUAGGUAACUGCAAGUGACUGAAACAUGAUAGAAGUAUUUUGUUAUUUUGUUUUAGUGUUAGGGUUGUCUGUCCUGGUUAUUGUACAUAAUGAAAUAAUAAAGAAAGUAAGUGAGUACAGGCAUACCUCAGAGAUACGGUAUUGCUGGUUCGGUUCCAGCCCACCACAAUAAAGCGAAUAUUGCAAUAAAGUGAGUCGCUUUUUUUGUUUCCCAGUGAAAGUUACCUUUUCACUAUAGUGUAGUCUACUGACCCAGUCGUUGUCCCCCACCCCGUGGCUGCAUGGGUGGGAGGGGAGAAACCCGGUUCCAGUCCUAGCCAGCUCCAUUUUCGUGCCCAGAAGAGGGCGUUUGCCUCCUCAUCCUUGUAAAGAGCAAUACUGUAUCUGCGAAGUGCAAUAAAGUGAGGUAUGCCUGUACUGAAAUAAAUAUUAGGUAUUUCUUGUUUGGCAUGCUUUACCCAUGUUGUGCAUUUUCAUAGUGCAGGACAUGUAGCAUGUAGAAUUUUAAAGUAUUUUUUUCAAUUUUGUGAUAUUGUGAGAAUCCUCAUUCUGGGCUAAAUGGAAUGUUUGAGCAAUCCUCAUUUAUGAUAGGAAAGUGGAAAUUAAAGCUGCCAAGUGAUCAAAGGCUUAGCAAGCUCACUUUUUAAGUAUACAGAAUUUGAAUGAAAAUUGCUGUGCUACACUUACUAUGUAUGUAAUAUGCAAUCCAAAUAAAAUGUUGUCAUUGCACACAGAAUUUGUAACUAUAAUUGCCAUCAACAAAUAAGGGAGUAUUGGGUUCAACAUAGUUGUGAGACUGGAAAAAUAAUGAUGAGCAUGUUUCCCCUCACCAUUGACAAUUGCAGACUGCAACCAAACCAUCCUUUCUCCAGCCAUGAAGUCCACUUUAUGGGUGAUCUCAAGCCAAGCAACAUAUCUAUCACUCAGGGUUCUUCUCUGGAUGAAAAGGGGUGGGGGAAGGGAAUGAUGCAUAUCGUCCUGAGUUUAUUGGAGGAUAACCAGGAUUUUAAAAAAUACCUGCAGGACAACUGAUGGCAGUAUGGUUUAUGUUAGUUAAGCACUGUAAAGAUCCAAAAGGAGUUACAAUUGAGUACCACA
Molecule: messenger RNA, 3968 nt
Organism: Zootoca vivipara (common lizard)
Lineage: Eukaryota; Metazoa; Chordata; Lepidosauria; Squamata; Lacertidae
Gene: FN3K
Product: fructosamine 3 kinase
Biological process (GO): fructosamine metabolic process
Source: RefSeq, a predicted model, not a curated record